AUGAGAUUCACUCUGAUCAGCCUCGUCGUCUCGCUCAGCGCCUCCGCCGCUUAUGGUUCGACCAUUGGUGCACGAAAAGCUUCUGAUGUGCAGACAAGUACUCCAGCUCUCAACGGCACCAGUAACAGCAGCUCCAUCAUUCCAGCGACCAACGCAACCUCCAACGUAAAUGGAACCUCUAGUGUAAACGGAACCUCUGGUGCAAAUGGCACAGCCACCCCAACCAAAGACACCAUUCAAGCGAAGAUUACUAAAUUGGAGACCAAGAUUGCAAAAUACAAGAAAGAAAUUGCUCAUGAAGAAGAGAAACUUGCUGCCCUCAAGGCCAAGAAAGAAACAGAGGGUCACGGAAAAAAGGAUGACAAGAAAUCCCCUGAUGACAAGAAAAGUCCUGAUGACAAGAAAAGCCACGAUGACAAGAAACCUAAAGACAGUAAACCUAAAGACGGUAAACCCACCAAAGACGCCGACAAAUCAGCCAAGAACGGCACAUCGAGUGAUCCUACAACAAAUGGAACAUCAACUCUUCCAACAACCAAUGGGACCUCAUCUGUUCCGGCACUGAAUGGAACAUCAACUCUUCCCCUAACCACUUAA
Messenger RNA from Melampsora larici-populina 98AG31, 597 nucleotides. RefSeq lists its product as uncharacterized. The transcript has 3 exons. The record is from RefSeq and is a predicted model, not a curated record. NCBI's taxonomy places the organism in Eukaryota, Fungi, Basidiomycota, Pucciniomycetes, Pucciniales, Melampsoraceae. Bases 1 to 597 code for a protein of 198 amino acids.